Messenger RNA from Aspergillus affinis, 1767 nucleotides. RefSeq lists its product as uncharacterized. The record is from RefSeq and is a predicted model, not a curated record. The coding region runs from base 1 to 1767 and encodes 588 amino acids. The transcript has a single exon. NCBI's taxonomy places the organism in Eukaryota, Fungi, Ascomycota, Eurotiomycetes, Eurotiales, Aspergillaceae.
AUGCUGUUUAACCUGGGAUUGACGGCGGACGCGGCAGCAGCCCACGAAAACGACGUUGUUGCUCACCAAUCUGAAUCUCGACCUGUGCGCCAUUCCUCGCCUUCGAAUAUUGCCUUUGCAUUACCUUCCUUGAAACUCACCAACAACCGGAACGGCUGGCACAAGGCCGCGCAAGCCGAGCUAUCACGCAAAGGCUCGCGCGGUGUCAUGUCCCGAGAUGCGGAAGAACCGGGAUCAAGCGACGGAGAGCAUUCGACUGUCGGACCCGCCCCGGUUCGACCGCAGAUCGCCCGUGCACAGUCAGUUAGGAAACAAUCGUCGCGACCUAAAACCUCUUACCAGCUGGCUCAUCCGGCCAGCCAUGCGCGUCACAGGCGGUUGAACUUUCGACCCAAGCUGGUGUUGCAGCUCCAGCGAUUGUCACAGACUCCGCGCCCUUUGCCGGUCCUCGACGUGUUGCCAUCAACCGUAUACCUGCCCCGACUGGCGCGCAAAUUCCCUACGAUCUUCCGAGGCAAGAAAGGGCUGGGCCCGAAUGACCUCAUCGUUGUCAUGAGCGACUUGUACGAACGAACGGGCGGAGACAUUGCGGACAAGUAUCUGAGCUCGGACGACGAGAACGGGGAGCAUCGGGAGGUGGUCGCAACGAUAUGCCAGCUCCUCCGCGAAGAUGCGCUGGCGAAGGGUAAAGCGGAGAUCUGCCUCAACUAUGGACCGGUGUGGGAAGCGACCCCUCUUCCAAACGGAUCAUAUGAAUUUGUCGCCGAAACGGAUCGCGGCGUGCAGAUCCUGCGAUGGGUGCUUCGCGGAGGGAAAAACCGGCGCGUUUCGGCUCCCCCGGGCUCGUCGCUCCAGGAGGAAUCACGGCGCUUCACAUUCAGUGUCAUCGAUCCCACCACCCGUCGGCACCCGGUCAUCGCGACCAUGACCCGGAACCACCUCGAAGUCUUCGACGAGUAUUCGAUGCCCACCUCGGGCUUCGCGUCGCCAACGUCUGGCAUGUCGGUCAUUAGCGAUUCUUCCGAGUUGGACACUCCUUUAGAUCGGUCGUUGGAUCGAAGGGUGAUUGUAACCGACGAUAACUUGCGCACAUUGAUCAUCAUCACCAGUAUUUGGGUGGCAUUCAGGGAGGGUUGGUCGCAUAACUUCAACUACAAAGAUACUGCCCUGGCUCUCAGCCCUAAAAGCCUGUGCCCAUCCCGCCAAACUUCUCCGACAACCACCAAGGCCGAGAACAACCCAAGUUCCUCUAACAAAGAGGUCUUCCCGGACGGCCCGUAUAGUAGCCCCAAGCAUCGUAUGUCCGGCUCGCACGCCCUACCUUCCCGAAGCACGACCCCCUCCGAUCGAACCUUUGCGUACGGCAGCUUAUCCAAGCGCUCCAACUCCACCGGUGCUGCCUUCAUUGAACGCUCCAACAGACGCGCCUCCAGCGCCACUCUUCGGCCCAGCCGGCAUAGUCUGCUCUCGAAUCAUCGCGAAUCACCACCCAAUGGAGUUACCCCAACCAAUCCCCUCCGGGAAGCUCCGGAGAAUCGCACGAUCCCGUCUCAUUCCAAGGGACCGGGCGUCCAAAAUGAGAGGGACUUCUCAGCCUCUAGCAGAAACACCGACCUACAAAAUGGCACGCGGCAACUCGACGCCUCUCAUGAAAAGGCGGCCAAACCGCUAAAUCGAAGCGCAGAGCCGGCGCCCACAAAAGGGAAACGCCGGCAUCGGUUUAGCAGUAUAUUUGACUUUCUCACAAGAAAGAGCGGCGCUCACUAA